AUGCCUGCAUUAAGAUUUAAAACGUGCCGUCUACUUCCAGGAAAUGUUCGGAACAGAGAACUUUCUCUAAUCCAACGCCGCAUUCUCCGAAGAUUGAGGAACAAGAGGAGAUCCAUUAAAAGAAAUCUUUCUAAGAGAGAAAAUCUAAACAGUAACAUCAAAUCACAAACUACACGAAAGUUGUCCCUUUAUUAUGGGGAUUUACCCAUAAGGAAGAUGCACAGAGGAAGAGAACGAACUUCAUAUAUCCCUUUUUUACUCAAUCAAGAAACAAGAUCGGACGUGAUUCCGGUUCGUCUCCGUUUUAGUGACACUCUUCCUCAAGCAAGGCAGCCGAUAAGUCAUCGAAGGGUUUGUUUGAAUAAUGGACUGGUAACCAUUACUCAUUUUAAAGUUUCCCAUGGUGAUCUAAUAUCUUUUAAAGAAAAUGACGCGAGAACCCGCGGUGAAGAAAUAAGGAGAUCUUUCUAUAUCGACAUAUCAGUUGGAAAAAUCAUAGGCAAAUUCCUACCGGUCAGAAUCUGGAGAAGAACAAAAACAGAAUGGUUCCGCUUACUCACAACUCAGAGGGGAUGCCGCUUACUACUCAAAUCCGGGUUUUUGCAAGAGUUGCGUUCUUAUAUGCAAGAAGAAGACUUAGAAAGAACAAAGAAGUUUGGAUCCGCAAAAGUAUGCUUAGGCAGUUCCUUCGCUGAGCACAACAGAAUGAAGAGGAAUUUGUUUCAUUUCAAAUACUUCUUCUUAUGGAAAAGAAGGAAGGAGGAAGAGGAAUUGAUAAGAACAAUAGGGGAAGCGGAAUGGAAAAGAAGGAAGGAGGAAGAGGAAUUGAUAAGAAGGAAGGAGGAAGAGGAAGGGGUAGAGGAGAUCCUCAAAGUUAUCGAGGAAAACGAAAACCGAAAAAGAGCAAUAAGCCCUUUUGUUUACACAAAAAAAUUAUAUAGAAAUUCGACCUAUUGCUCCGGAUCCCCGUUUACUAGGAAGAUAAGAAUCAAAAGGAUCGAACUACCUACUCAUUAUUCGGAGGUGAAUCAUAGAACACUAAAAGCUGUGGUAUCUUAUGGACCUAACAUAGGUCACAUCCCUCACGACAUAAGAUUGAAAGAUCCAAACCUUCCUCUUCGGAGCGGAAACGGACGUGGCCAAAACAUAUAA
Sorghum bicolor (sorghum) is the source of this 1152-nucleotide messenger RNA. NCBI's taxonomy places the organism in Eukaryota, Viridiplantae, Streptophyta, Magnoliopsida, Poales, Poaceae. The record is from the annotation of a RefSeq genome assembly.